This is a messenger RNA of Schistosoma bovis, 1726 nucleotides long. The record is from the annotation of a GenBank genome assembly. NCBI's taxonomy places the organism in Eukaryota, Metazoa, Platyhelminthes, Trematoda, Strigeidida, Schistosomatidae.
CAAUUUUUCAAUUGGGACAUUGGAUACUGAAAACGCGCGUUCAUUUAAGUAUUAACAUGAGUAACUGUGAUGAACACAUAAAAAACCUGCGUGAACAAAUAGAUUCUCCAUGCAACAAAAUCUGUGCUGACUGCCAUCAUGCUGUAACUAAAUAUGCCUCUUUAUCUUAUGGAGUUUUUCUUUGUGAACUAUGUGGUGUUUCGCACCAAACACUGAAUGGAAACAUAAAACGGAUUUCUACAGAUGAAGAAAAUAGUCUUAUUUGGUCAGAUGAUAAUGUGUCGCGUUUGAAGAAGUUUGGAGGGAACAAAGCUAUUAACCAAAAUCUAGAAGCAUCACUACCAGUGUAUUUCCGUCGUCCAUGGCCCGGUGUUGAAUGUCCUAUUUUUUUAAGAGAGGCGUUCAUAAAAUCAAAAUACAUUCAUGAAGAGUUUACCAGCGAUGCUAUAGCAAGAGGGGCUCAAAGUCAAUUUGCGUGUUCUUUUAAGUCAGGUGUACUAUUGAAAAAGUUGCGUGACUCCACUACAUUUUGUGAGCGCUUUUUUGAACUGUCCGUUGAAGGCAAUUACUUCCGUUAUUACAUUAAACCGUCCGAUUCACAACCUAAACAAUCACUGGAUCUAGAAAGACUUAAUUUUACAUUCAUCCCAUCUAAGGAUUAUGGUCUCCCACCGCAUACUGCACUCAUUCAGUUCGUUCAAGACUGCUCAACAAGACACAUGUUUAUACGAUCCGAAGAUAGUAGAACCAUAAUCAAUUGGUACAAUGCAAUACGUUUAGGUAAGUAUCACCGUCUAUGCCUUGGUCUCAGUGGUAUGGGUGUCACACUGUCACCAGCUGAACUGAGUAAAAGGCUAACUAGAGACGUUGAUAUGGCUGGUUGGCUCUCUAAAACGGGACCACGCAAGAACGAUGCCUGGCGUCGCCGGUGGUGCAUGAUUUUGAAUCGUCAUUUCUUAUAUACCGAUAACCCAUUAAGCCCAUUCGCCAAAGGAGAGUUAUUUAUUGGUUCCAACAAAGAAGGCUACUCUGUAACAAAUACCACUCCCGAUGGUUGGAACCGUCAUAAUGGGUACCCAUUAACUAUUCACACGUCAGCACGUCCUUUCGUAUUUGUUGCUGACAAAAAAGAAGAACAGGAAAAAUGGUUAGAAAUUAUUCAAAAGAUUAUGAAUAUGCCACUGACACUUGCAGAACACAAACAGGCAGCUAUGGUGACUAAAAAGCGUACUAAUGCGUUGGACUUCCUCAAAACUUCUUAAAUUUCCCGGUGGUUCCUUGUCUAUUAUCAUAUUAAUUAAUUAGCUACCAUCAUGGAAAAUUCUCCAAGUCAAAUACAAUAUCCAAAAUAUAUUUUAUUAGCCUAUGUAAAUAACCGCAUGCAUCCUACAAAAGUUUCAAAUCCAUUUUGUUUAUGUACUGUUGUGGCCUCGUUCAAAACCUCUUGCCUUCUUCACAGAUUAUCUAUUCUGUUACGAAAGUUAUAUAUGCAUAUCAUCUCAAACAUGUAUAACAUUAAAUAACGUAGGAUUUAAAUGUCUGAAUUGUUUAUUAAAUUAAAAAAACAGUUAUUCUUCAUUUUGGCACUUGUAAAAUAGCUUAUGGGAUGGAUUUCUUAUUUGUUUUUUACAUCUUCUAUUUGCAUUUUGUGUGAUCUUAAUUCUGUUUUCAAAUUUAUUUUAUGUAACACUGCUGGUAAAUAAAUUUCUUUCCUUCAAAACCAAAA